Molecule: messenger RNA, 513 nt
Organism: Trifolium pratense (red clover)
Lineage: Eukaryota; Viridiplantae; Streptophyta; Magnoliopsida; Fabales; Fabaceae
Product: heavy metal-associated isoprenylated plant protein 32-like
Exons: 3
Coding region: 1-513 (170 amino acids)
Molecular function (GO): metal ion binding
Source: RefSeq, a predicted model, not a curated record
AUGGAAUCCUAUAGAAAUAGAAACAUGACUUGUAUACUGAGAAUCGAUACUCAAUCUCAUGGUUGGGAGAAAUCCAUAACAAAAGUGAUUAAGGGUAUCAAAGAUGUAUCCUACACCAUUGAUACAGUACAUGGUAUCAUUAGAAUUUCUGGGGCAAUAGAUCCAAACAAGCUACUGACUGAAAUUAAAAAGGCCGGAAAACAUGCUGAACUCAUCCAUGCCGAUAUUGGCAAUGAUGGUGAACACUCUCGAGUCCAUCAUGCCGAUAUAAUCAACAACGGCAUUGGCGGUGGACACCCUCAAUUUCACUCCAACGCGAACAACGGAUACGGCUAUAAUGAAUACAAUGGUGGACAUGGAAAUAUUGUACCUAGCUACAAUACUAUUCAAUGUCAAUCUGAUCCUUAUCAAUACAAUCGUGCUUUACUACCAAAUGCACCACCACAAGAACAAUGGCAGCAUCCACAAAUCCAACAAUACAAUGAUACAGACAACCCUUGCAUUGUUAUGUGA